UUUUUUUUUUUUGAAACAAUAAACAGCGAUAUCAUUUUGUUUAUUCAGUGUUCAGAUAAAACGUGGAAGUUUUUAAAAGGAUUAGAUCUCACGUAGUUGUGUAAAAGAAACCAAAAAGUAGAGAUAAGAAAGAUGUUAUUCCUGAACAACUUUCUGGCAUGUACUGGUAACCAUGGUAAAGAAUAAGUGUCUCAAUUUACAAUGUCUCACUACAUGAGAGCAGAGCGCAAGCAAUUUGUGCGUAAUCCGACGGAUUUUAUCAUCAGACCAUUACAGAGACAGAGGGAAACCGGGGAGCUCUGCGAUGUUGUUCUUUGUGUACACGGGAAGGAAUUUCGUGCCCAUAAAGCCAUUCUGGCGUUAUGGAGUCCAUAUUUCCUAUCAAUGUUUACGUGUGAAAUGAGAGAAAAAACAUGCGAAUUCAUCAACCUGUCAGAAUCUCUUAUUCUAGAAGAUCCAGAUAUAUUUGGCUUAGUUUUGGAUUAUCUUUAUACUGGUGCAAUAACAUUAAAUAUUUCCAAUGUUGAAGAUGUUUUAAAGAUCACCGAUUUUCUCCUGUUGGACGAUGUGAAAGACUUCUGUCGUCAAUUUUACUUGGAUUUGGGAAAUCUAGACCUGUCAAAUUGUUUGAGGGUGAACUUUCUAGCAGAAAACCACAAUCUCCCAGAAGUUGCUGCUGCAUGCCGAAAUAUAAUUGAAUCAAGAUUCCAUGACUAUCUAAUUUUUCAUGAUGAAAUUAUUGAUCUACCUCCACAAAAUCUAUUCAGGUUGCUUGAGACACCAAGAGUUGUUCACAAUACAAACUACAAUGAUUUAAAACGAUUAGUUAAACGAUGGACAGACCAUGAAAAGUCUUCUCGUGUUGUUUACUUUGAUGAUCUGGUAUCAUGCAUCAAGCUUUGUCUUUAUGAUUCAUGUGAAGUUACCAGCACCAUCGCCAGCUUUGAAAUCAAGAAGAAAACUCAUAUGCAGUCCUCGCUCUGUGAGAAAAACAGUGAACCUAGUAGCCAUCUGAGUCAUCGAUUUGAAAAUGUCCUGCACAGUUCCAUUAACUACGGAGAUGGGGUUAGCCCUGUUCUGUAUGCAGUUGUCAGUAAUCCUGGGAUGAAAUAUUUCAAAAUGCUUGUCUAUAGCAUUUUGGACCAAAAGUGGUGUCACUUCAACAUGUUAGGUGACAAACUUAUUCAUUUUAUACCAUCAAGGCAAAAUGUUUCCAGUAUGGUUGCUCAUGGAAAUUACUUAUACUUGUAUCUAUGCUCAAGUUUUCCGUAUCCGACGGAUAUGUUGAAGGUGAACGUUCUUGCUUUGGAUCUUCUGAAGGGGCAACCGACUCUUUAUUCCUUUAAAACAGGGGACUUCUACAAUCCAUGCUAUCGAACAACGUUAACCAAUCACAAAUCUGUACCCCCUGCCAUUGUUGCUUGUGGACCUCAUCUCUAUAUUAUUGGAAACAAGGAAGGCACUGGAAAUUUGUUUUUGUGCAACAUGAAUAACUCUCAGUACAGGUGCUUUCAAAUCCCAGGAGCAAGAUUUAUAUCUCUUGCUCGAAUGGCUGUAAAAAAUGAUCGUUAUAUCUUCCUGUGGUUUCGACACAGAACAGGGCCAUCAGAAGAAUUCUGCAUUAAAAAAUCAGUUGGAUUUGCAAUGUUUGACUCUAGAUCAAAAAUCUUUAAUUCUUGGGAAAUUUCCCCACCAGAAAUUUCCUACGAUGAAUUUGCUAAACCUUACACCCUUUGUGUUAGAGAUGAAACACUUUUGAUAUUCCUCCCAGGAAAACCAGCAUUGGUUUUGGAUGAAGUUCGCUGCAAAUGGAUCACUUCUCUGAGAAAGCUACCAAGCAUGGGCCUCCAAAUGGACAUUCAGACAGACUCCUACGGAUUUCAUAUACAAGCAGCAACAGACUCUGGCAUAUUUCUUCUAAGUAACGGUGCCCCUUUCACCACCUCUAUGACGGAAAUCAGCGAGAUGUUUCCGUCGGCCGUCAUCCACAAACCGCCGCCCAUUGACAACAUAUCUUUGGUGACUGCGGGACAGAUGAAUAGAUCUGAUAUCCAGGAACUUGAGUCUUUUUCCCGGUAUGACGACUCCUACACCUCAGCUCUCCAGGUCACCCUGAGGUUCUCGGACCAGGACACAGAGGAAAGCGGAACCUCACCCUCUGAUCAAGACUCAGACAAUGGCUACGAAUAUGAUGAUGACAUCUACGAUUAUGACUAUGACAUUGAUGGAGACUUUGGAUUCUAAGUCUUUAAUACCCUUUUUUGUAUUAUUUUGUUCAUUUGUAAAGCUUGAUACUAGAAUUGCAUGUUACUUCUGGCUUAUCAUAGAGGCACUCUGAUGUGUUCCAUCUUAUACAUGUAGGCCUCAUUUAUACAUGUAACAUAUGUUUUAGAAGACUUACUAUAAUAUAAUUAUUUUUUAUUUUAUAGAUUUCAUAAACAUCUGGACUAUUUUUACAACUCCAGUGCUUACAUAUACAUUUAUUUUGCAUUGUAAUGUACAGGUUAUGAGCUUAUGUACUUUUUGAAAAUCAUUACUAUUAUGAUGAUUUUC
Magallana angulata is the source of this 2553-nucleotide messenger RNA. RefSeq lists its product as uncharacterized. Lineage: Eukaryota; Metazoa; Mollusca; Bivalvia; Ostreida; Ostreidae. The transcript is spliced from 2 exons. The record is from RefSeq and is a predicted model, not a curated record. Gene Ontology annotation, molecular function: protein binding. Bases 202 to 2244 code for a protein of 680 amino acids.